Messenger RNA from Scylla paramamosain (green mud crab), 502 nucleotides. Its product is annotated as gamma-aminobutyric acid receptor-associated protein-like 1. Gene Ontology annotation, molecular function: GABA receptor binding; ubiquitin protein ligase binding. Gene Ontology annotation, cellular component: cytosol; autophagosome membrane; autophagosome. The transcript has 2 exons. Gene Ontology annotation, biological process: macroautophagy; autophagy of mitochondrion; cellular response to nitrogen starvation. The record is from RefSeq and is a predicted model, not a curated record. Lineage: Eukaryota; Metazoa; Arthropoda; Malacostraca; Decapoda; Portunidae. Bases 6 to 371 code for a protein of 121 amino acids.
CAAGGAUGAAGGGAUACAGCAGACGAUGGGAGUUCUCGGACCAGCACACGGUGGAGGAGAGGAAAGGGCUAGCUCGCCGCAUGAAGCGCCACCAGCCAGGCAACGUGCCCGUCGUGCUGGGCCGCGCCGCGCAGUGCCGCGUGGGGACCUACCAGGAACUGCGGGUGAGUGCCCCAGGACACAUGAGCCUGGCACAGCUGCACCUCGCGCUAAGAACCCGGAUUGAGGUGAAUCCCCGCCACUCCAUCAUUUUCUUCAUCGGCAACACCCUGGCGCCUGUCACCUGCACCUUGGCCAGCCUGUACCACAACCACGCCAACACAGAUCACUUCCUGUACGUCACCUUCUGCGAGGAAAACUUCCAGGGCUAAGGAAACAAGUGAUGUGCCGGACACCGAAAGCCAGUCUCUCUGUUUGUGUUUGUCAUAUGUAGCUGUACUGAUCACUUUCGUAUAUGUUGUAGUCAUCUAUAUUUUUUAUACUGAAAUAAACGUAAAUUUUA